GCCCGUCUUUUACUUUCCCGGAUCAGAACUGCUGUAUGUCUCAGAGCUUCACGCCCGAACCAGAACAACAUGUUGCGGGUCAGAUGCCUCAGAGGUGGAAGCCGCGGAGCAGAAGCUGCACAUCUCAUCGGUGCUAUGGUGGGUCGCGCGGUGUCGGGAUGGGUGCAGCGUGCGUUCCGCAGCACCUCGAGCUCCGCAGCUGUAGCGCAGCCCCUCACUGUGGACGAGCCCGUUACUGAGCACGCGCCCGAGGAGUGCCCCGUAUGCGCGUACAACGAGUGGGACCCGCUCGAGGAAGUGAUCGUUGGGCGAGCCGAGAACGCCUGCGUCCCCCCUUUUACAGUGGAGAUCAAGGCCAACACCUAUGAGAAAUAUUGGCCCUUCUACCAGCAGUAUGGGGGACAGACAUUCCCGAAGGACCACGUAAAGAAAGCAGUUGCUGAAAUUGAGGAAAUGUGCAAUAUUCUACAUCAUGAGGGUGUUACUGUGAGACGGCCAGAACCAAUCGACUGGUCAUUGGAAUACAAAACCCCAGACUUUACUUCCACAGGCAUGUACGCAGCCAUGCCAAGAGAUAUCUUGAUAGUGGUGGGUAAUGAGAUCAUCGAGGCGCCGAUGGCCUGGAGAGCUCGGUUUUUUGAGUACCGUGCUUAUCGACCUCUCGUUAAGGAAUACUUCAGGCGGGGAGCCAAGUGGACCACUGCACCCAAACCCACCAUGGCCGACGACUUGUAUGAUCAGGAUUACCCUAUUCGCACAGUGGAGGACAGACAUGAACUGGCUGCUCAGGGGAAGUUCGUCACCACAGAGUUUGAGCCAUGUUUCGACGCUGCAGACUUCAUCAGAGCCGGCACUGACAUUUUUGUACAGAGGAGUCAGGUUACAAACUUCAUGGGCAUUGAGUGGAUGAGGCGUCAUCUGGCCCCCACAUACAAGAUACACAUCAUCUCCUUUAAAGAUCCUAACCCCAUGCACAUUGACGCCACCUUUAACAUUAUCGGACCAGGACUUGUGCUGUCCAACCCAGAUCGACCUUGCCGGCAGAUCGACAUGUUUAAGAAAGCUGGAUGGACUGUGGUGACCCCUCCAACUCCUCUUAUUCCAGAUGAUCAUCCAUUGUGGAUGUCGUCCAAAUGGCUGUCGAUGAAUGUUUUGAUGCUGGACGAAAAACGUGUCAUGGUGGAUGCCAAUGAGACAACCAUCCAGAAAAUAUUUGAAAAUCUUGGUAUUAAGACUAUUAAAGUUAGCAUCCGUCAUGCUAACUCCCUGGGAGGAGGAUUUCACUGCUGGACGACAGAUGUCCGUCGUCGCGGCACCCUUCAGUCUUACUUCCUCUAGCCUGCCAGAAAGACGCAGUUCUUAUUGAGUGCAUAUAUUUGAGCAACAGUGACAGAUGCAGGUUUUUGGUUUGAUAGUGCUGUGCAUGUCAAAGCUUUUGCAAAUGUAUCAAAUGAAUGUGAUGAAUCGAAACCUCCGUGAUCUCAAUAUCAACUGCAUUUCUGGCCGGCUGUUGUAGGAAUGUCUCCAGUGAAGUAGGCAGUGCACCCCCCCCCCCCCCCCCCCACACACACACACACACACACCACCAUGACCACAGAAAAAUAGAGUUUCUACCUCCUUUUUUCCAGCUUAUUUUGUCAUUUUAAUAAAAUUACAUAUUUUAUCAUGAAUUUUUAAUUAUAUACCAUUGUUUUUUACCCUUCGUGUAAAGGACAAAGUCUUUUAGGAACACUUUUGAUUUGUAAGCUCAGGUAUUUUUAUAGCCAUAUUACCGUUAUUUUAUAAGCAUAUCGCAAAAAUGUAAAUAUAUAAAUUUAUACAGAUACAUUUUAUUGGCAUGUACUUUGAAUAGUGUCCCCUCACAAAAGUGUUUUUAUAGCAUCUGCCUCUGUUGUCAUUCACAAUAGCAGGAGUCAGGACGCUACACUAUGCUCUUACAUGAGCCUGGAAUUUCCCAACAUUCAGGAAAGGUUUUGGUUGUUUUUUUGUGUUGUGUUUGCACUGUAAUUCUCUACUUAAGCUUUUUGCAUGAGAUUGCUCUUUACUGACACAUGAUUCUGUGUCAGGUCAAACUAAAUCAUUAAAAAAAAAAAAAAACACAUGGAAAUGAGUGUAAUUGAAUUCUCUUUUCAUUUUGCAUAAAGUAUUAACAAUAAAAGAACACAGAUGAGCAAAGUGUUAAUAAAAUGCAUGCACCAUUUGGAAGUUAUUUUCUUAAAGAAGGAUAAAACUCUAAAACUCAAGUGAUAAAUAAAAAUUGACUAUGGCA
This is a messenger RNA of Myxocyprinus asiaticus (Chinese sucker), 2269 nucleotides long. Its product is annotated as glycine amidinotransferase, mitochondrial. The coding region runs from base 70 to 1338 and encodes 422 amino acids. Gene Ontology annotation, cellular component: mitochondrion. Lineage: Eukaryota; Metazoa; Chordata; Actinopteri; Cypriniformes; Catostomidae. The record is from RefSeq and is a predicted model, not a curated record. The transcript has 9 exons. Gene Ontology annotation, molecular function: amidinotransferase activity.